Messenger RNA from Acromyrmex echinatior (Panamanian leafcutter ant), 1688 nucleotides. RefSeq lists its product as hypothetical. Lineage: Eukaryota; Metazoa; Arthropoda; Insecta; Hymenoptera; Formicidae. The record is from RefSeq and is a predicted model, not a curated record.
CUAGCAAUUAAUAUCUCGGUUCGCUUUAACGGGAUAAAGUGACACUUUUUUACAAAUUCGUUCAUUUCGUGCAGAAUUGCUUUGAAUGAGUUUAUUAACUGAUUAACAUCGGAAGUGAAGAGGCUAAUCUCAAUAAUUAGCCUAUUUUCUUGUCAAAUUUAUUUUUUUUUUUGUAAGAAACACAUCGAUUCGGUGUAUUUUUAUCAAAAUUUAAAGUGCAAGAGGUCUUCUUAAUACCCUCUUUAGGAUACGUCUGUUCGAAGCUUCCUGUGAUAAUUCGACGUGCCUGUUUAGAGAAUGAGUAUGCAAGACACGGAAAUUUGUGGAUUUCUCUACGUUAAGUCGACGAGAAAAAGAUACAACGCAAAGAUCGCACAAAGGGUGAGGAAAAGGGCUUUGACUCUGUCGAAGGUAUGGAAACGUUUGUGGUGUUCAAUAAGGAAGUUGAAACCCGGUCUCGGUUUGCAAGUCCAGUUUGAUCAGAAACUUAGCUACCACGACAAUGCUUUGAAGCAAAACGAGAAAGACAGCUCAGUUGUGAUACCACCAAAUGCCAUCGUACAUCGUAUUCUGUCUAGUACGAAGCAAUUCGCAUUUAGUAUAUCAUCGGCAGUGGAUAGGAAGCCUCUGUUGUCAUUGUCCGCUAAUUCGGAGACUGAGACUCAGCGUUGGAUGGCGAAUAUCAGACACUUGUUGAAGCCCAGAAGGCACUGUUGCAUUGAAAGAUCAUAUGAUGUAUCCAUGGUUGAUAACGCACAUUCGAAGGCAGCAGGUUUAAUUGGUUUAUAUGGAGAUUUGAUCGCCAACCAAACAGGAAUUUUCAUUAGAAAUGUUCACACAGGCGAGAUAGCUAAAACUUUCAAAUGGAAAGAAUUCACUCAAUUUCACUUAAUGACAGCAGGUCGUCCAGAAGAUGUGAAGCGUAUUUGUGUAAUACAUACCAGCAAAGAGUUUUGCUGUGGCAUUGGAGAACUUUACAUAUUUUGUCUUGACGCUAAUAAAUUACUUCAAGACUUGGUAACACAGGGCCGUGGUCCGAAACAUCGACAAAAAUUUUUACAUUCUGAUAGCGAGAGUCUUGAAACAAGGAAACACAACGAAAUCAGUAGUCUUUCUUCACCAUUAAAGAGUGAUGUACCUCUUUGUAUGCUUAAUACUGACACUAAUUGUUUAAGAACAUCGAUCAGCACUAAAGUUGUGAAGAAUAUGUAUCACUCGGAACCUAAUCUAAUGUACAGUGAAAAACUUCAUUCCUGUAACAGAAAAUCCAAUACCUCUAUUGCUUCUGGAAUUUAUGAAGAAAUUAUGGAUAAUAUUUGUUCUCCUAAAAUGUCAUUCACUUCCAAUGAAUAUAAGGAUACAGAUAAAAUUUCAUGCAAUUUGCAAAUGGAACCUCCAGCAUUACCACCACGACAGAAGUAUAGGCCAGAAUACAUAGAAGAAGAUAGGAUGGAUACAGAACAGUAUUCUCAUCAAGAAGUUUCCAAUUUUAAAUCAAGGAUACAAAAUACAAUAUGUACGCAAAAAAGUACUCUUACAGAUUCUUCCAGUUAUGUUCCAAUGUCACCACAAUUGAGAGACAAUAUGCUUAAGUCUGAUGUUUUGGAAAAUUCAAAAGAAAAUGACUAUGUAAUUAUGCGAUAACAUUAUAUGACGUAAAUAUGUGAGUGAGUCAAUGUAUAUUUUGA